CACGGUUCAGGCAAACGGGUUCGCAAUGGAUACGAGAACCUGGCAAGACUCGGAAGAGGGCCUCAGCCCUGACUGGAUCUUUUCCAACAACUCCAACGUGCACGCGUGUAAUGAUAGGAAAUGGUUCACCGAUUUCACGCCCUUCCCAAGCCAUGUCGAUUCGGCCACUUUUACCGGCCGCGCAGUCCCCGUGGAAGGCGUAGGAGCUGUCAAUCUUCCAGUCAAGAGAGGCCCAAAUGUUCGCGGACCGCAAGCCCACCAUAUCGUACGCCUUACAAACGUGCUCUACGUUCCAUCGAGCGUCUGCAACAUAGUCGGGAUGCCUAUCUUUGAGUCCGGCGUUGCUUCAGUCAGCAUGGGUAGAGGUCCCAAUUCCAAAGGUAGUCUGGAAGAUCGCAACGGCAGCCCUGUCGCAUACUUCUCUCCCAACGCAAGGCUUCUUUCUCUGAGACUCAGCGGGCCGCCGAUCGGGCCACGGCUCGCACCAUCAAAGUUCGAUCCCGACACACUGUAUGCGGCGAGUAUCAAUUGGCCUCGUGAAGAGAGGGCGCGCUGGGAGGCCCAAGUUCAACAAGGCAACGCAGACAACGGGAAGGACCAGUGGAUCGGGGACCAGCCAUAUACUGAUGAGGAAAAGGCGUGGGUGAAGAAGCAUUUUGGAAACGAGUUCAGACUUCUUAUGCUUUACGGACUUUCAAUCCACGAUGAAGAGGACCGGGCAGAAGGCCGAGCCAUCGCACGCUCAUUCAUGCGGGCUGACGCGGAACGUGAAGAUGAUGAGAUGGAUCAGGAUGAUGAUGAUGAUGAGGAAGAGGAAGAGGAGGAGGAGGAUGAGAAUGACUUUGAGAGGCACCUUGCCGAUCACCACUUCGAUGCGCAACAACUGGACUGGAUCGAGGAGAAUUAUCGGGAUUCAGCCACCUUCAUGUACUCAUUCGGCCUCAAGUUCUACGAUGACGACGAUUGCGAACAGGCCAAAGCCAUUGUUCGAUCUUUCAUGAGCAAUUGAUGUCUGCCACAACACCCGUUAUCGAGCUAACAUACGCACCCUCAGAUUGUCAUCAUGUUGU
This is a messenger RNA of Trichoderma reesei QM6a, 1070 nucleotides long. RefSeq lists its product as uncharacterized. The coding region runs from base 26 to 1009 and encodes 327 amino acids. The record is from RefSeq and is a predicted model, not a curated record. The transcript is spliced from 2 exons. Lineage: Eukaryota; Fungi; Ascomycota; Sordariomycetes; Hypocreales; Hypocreaceae.